Molecule: messenger RNA, 1032 nt
Organism: Aspergillus oryzae RIB40
Lineage: Eukaryota; Fungi; Ascomycota; Eurotiomycetes; Eurotiales; Aspergillaceae
Exons: 1
Coding region: 1-1032 (343 amino acids)
Source: RefSeq, a predicted model, not a curated record
AUGGCCGCCCCCAUCGGGGUGCACCUGGUAGGAAGCAUCCCGCUGCCCAACACCGAGCAAGUUUUGAGGCAGAUCCCCACAGCGCUGCCAAACCGCCUCUACUCGAUCCCAGACGGCGAACCAGGCGUCCGGCAAAACUAUAUCGGCUGGGAGCUUUCCUGCUUUCCCCCGGAGACAUGGCGACCAUUUUUGCCCGGCAGCACUGGGCUACCAGCCGACCACCCCGGCUUUACUCAGGAUUCCGUGGCGCCAUCUCAGUACGAUGGUGCUGCACUCGAUUCCUAUAAGCGAUUCGUGGAACUACGCGAUCAAGGAAUCAUCCCACCGGGAGUACGCUUUCAAGUCUCGCUUCCGUCACCCCUAGCCUGUAUUCAGGGCCACUUGCGCCCUGAAAUCCACGCACAGCUUGAACCGUUCUACGAACGCCGCAUCCUCGACUCGCUGAACGCAAUUAUAGCCGGAAUUCCCGCUCACGAUCUCGCAGUCCAAUGGGACCUACCCUUCGAAGUGAUUGACUUGGAGUAUGAACGGGGUCGGUUGCCGGAUGAUUUCCCCUUCAAGCCGCACUUUGCGCCCGUCAAACAAGGGGUGUUGGGUCGGAUUCAGCGCCUCUGCGCAGGAAUCCCGGGACAGGUUCAUGUUGGCUUCCAUCUGUGCUACGGGGAUCUGGAAGGCAAGCAUCUUAUUGAACCUGAGGACCUAGGAUUGUUGGUGGAGUUUGCGAAUGAUAUUGUGAAGGCGAUCAGACCACGUACCGUGAAUUGGGUCCAUAUGCCAGUGCCGAAGGACCGGGAUGAUGUGGCGUACUUUGAGCCCUUGAAGGGAUUGGCAGUGGAUGACAAUACGCGGCUUGUCUUGGGCUUGGUGCAUUUCGAUGACGAAGACGGGACUAAACGUCGGAUUAAGGCUGCGCAGUUGGCCACGGGGAAGAGGUUCAGUGUAGCGACGGAGUGCGGAAUGGGGAGAGUGCCGAAGGAGCACCUCGACAGUAUCUUGAGGAUUUCGAAAAAUGUGACGGAGCCUAUUAACUGA